Molecule: messenger RNA, 1264 nt
Organism: Helianthus annuus (common sunflower)
Lineage: Eukaryota; Viridiplantae; Streptophyta; Magnoliopsida; Asterales; Asteraceae
Product: rac-like GTP-binding protein ARAC1
Exons: 7
Coding region: 292-885 (197 amino acids)
Biological process (GO): actin filament organization; small GTPase-mediated signal transduction; cortical cytoskeleton organization
Cellular component (GO): cytoplasmic vesicle; cell cortex; plasma membrane
Molecular function (GO): GTPase activity; protein kinase binding; GTP binding
Source: RefSeq, a predicted model, not a curated record
ACACACAAACAAGGAGAAAGUUGAUCUCCACCACUAAGGUACCGAUUCAACGGCAUAAUUUCGCGGCUAAAUUAGGGCUAAUUCAUCUCCAUUUCAUCUCUUCUCCCCCUUUUCUCCAUUCUUUCUAGGGUUUCCUCGCUCAAACAACCUCCAAAUAUGUCCUCUUCUUCACCAAACACCGCUCAAUUCGUCCAACAUUAACCAUUACAGCAGCAAAUUCAACACUUUCAGACACGUUAAUUCAGGUCUUCUAUUCAUACAAGAAGAUCUGAGGCUCUGUUUUGAACGAAUAUGAGCGCCUCAAGGUUCAUUAAGUGCGUCACUGUUGGUGACGGAGCUGUUGGCAAAACAUGCUUGUUGAUUUCCUACACCAGCAAUUCCUUCCCUACGGAUUAUGUGCCAACUGUAUUUGAUAAUUUCAGUGCAAAUGUCGUCGUCAACGGCGCCACUGUGAAUCUAGGCUUGUGGGACACUGCUGGACAGGAGGAUUAUAACAGAUUGAGACCAUUGAGUUAUCGUGGGGCUGAUGUUUUCAUUUUGGCAUUUUCUCUCAUUAGCAAGGCCAGCUAUGAAAACAUAUCCAAGAAGUGGAUUCCAGAAUUGACGCAUUAUGCUCCAGGAGUCCCAAUCGUCCUUGUUGGGACUAAAAUCGAUCUUCGGGAUGAUAAGCAGUUCUUCGCUGACCAUCCUAAUGCAGCUCCCAUAACAACUGCUCAGGGAGAAGAACUAAGGAAGACAAUUGGAGCUCCCUCGUACAUUGAAUGUAGUGCCAAAACACAAGAGAAUGUGAAGGGAGUUUUCGAUGCUGCCAUUAAAGUUGUCUUGGCACCCCCGAGUUCAAAGAAAAAGAAGGGAAAAGCUCAAAAAGGGUGCUCUAUAUUGUGAUCAACCUACAUCUACACCUUCUGUUUUUACCAUUCUGCCCUUUUGCUCGUCAAGGAACUCUUUGAGGCUAACCAGUGAUCUCUUACACAAAGCCGUCAUUUGGCUCAUUGCGUGUCUCCAUCAGUCACACUUCUCUUGUUAGGCCUUCCAGGUUCCUCCUGCCCCGGGUUUUGAUUUGUUCUUACGUAUUAGUUUUGUCUGAGAUCGACUUAGAUUUGAAAAGGAUAAACAUAUAAUAAAACUCGUCUUGGAUUCUUUUAUACAUUCAUUUGUAUUUGAUCGUUAAAUACUUUUGUUGAUGCAACAUUCAGCAUUCCCAACGCUCAGGAGUCGGCUAGUACCCAAUUCUUAAGCGUUUAGAACACUGAAUUUUGUUGUC